UGGCUUGAAAGAAAAUGUCUUUCUAUGACAAUAGUUACUAUUAUCUCAACAAACGACUUUUGUCCAUCAUCGGCCAAUGGCCAUAUCAAUCGCGUCUGGAGAGUAAUACGAUGCUCGGCAUCACGCUAUUCUUCACUGGCAGUUUGACAUUCUUGGAGGGAUGGGGUCUGGUAAGCGGCAUAACAGAUCUGAGCAUCAUCAUGGAGAACGCGUCGCCGUUGCUGGUGAACAGCCUCAUUUUCGUGAAACUGAUCAAUUAUUUCUUCAAUAAGUAUAAAAUGAAAGAACUUCUGGAUCACGUCGAGGAGACCUGGAAAAUGAUCCAAGUGGGUCCACGUAAUGAAAUAUUACGGAGCUACGCGGAACAAACUAAAGUCCAUACGAUAAGAUAUAUGUUGGCUUUGUACGCGAUGUGGGUCUUGUACUCGACGAUGCCGCUCAUCGUCAGCUGGACGUACAAGCUUCUGCCGAUUAACGCGACCUACACGGCCAGAUUUCUCUAUCGUUUGGAACACGUUUGUGACGUGGACAAGUACUUCAAUCUGCUGAUGUUGCAUGGCUUCAUCAGCGUGUUCUACAUAGUAUCAGUGGCGAUCGCGGUCGACACGAUGUUUAUACUUUGCAUCCAGCAUGUCUGCGCGUUGUUUGAUAUCAUAAAGUACGACAUGGAGCGCAUACAAUGCUCGGAUUUCGUGACGCUUGAGCUGGAUAUUGCGGACGACAUCGAGUACCAUAAAAUAAUCGAGUGCAUUAAAUUGCACGACCAAGCGUUCAAGUUAGUGCCAGUUGGAAAUACUCUUUAGCUACA
This is a messenger RNA of Harpegnathos saltator (Jerdon's jumping ant), 808 nucleotides long. RefSeq lists its product as uncharacterized. Gene Ontology annotation, biological process: sensory perception of smell; detection of chemical stimulus involved in sensory perception of smell. The transcript has 5 exons. Lineage: Eukaryota; Metazoa; Arthropoda; Insecta; Hymenoptera; Formicidae. The record is from RefSeq and is a predicted model, not a curated record. Gene Ontology annotation, molecular function: odorant binding; olfactory receptor activity. Gene Ontology annotation, cellular component: plasma membrane. Bases 15 to 803 code for a protein of 262 amino acids.